Salvia splendens (bonfire salvia) is the source of this 2837-nucleotide messenger RNA. RefSeq names its product serine/threonine-protein phosphatase 7 long form homolog. The transcript has 6 exons. Gene Ontology annotation, biological process: meristem maintenance; meristem development. The record is from RefSeq and is a predicted model, not a curated record. The coding region runs from base 500 to 1744 and encodes 414 amino acids. NCBI's taxonomy places the organism in Eukaryota, Viridiplantae, Streptophyta, Magnoliopsida, Lamiales, Lamiaceae.
CAAGCAGCUUCUCCGCCACCAACUCAUUUCUUCUAUCUCCACCCUCACUACAGGUUUUUUCUCACGGCUGAGAGGAGAUUCUGAGGCGAAAUUCCAAGAAACAGCCUCAUGGCGAAUUUUAUCCGCCAUUUGUACCCCGAAAAAAAAAAGUUUCCAGAGAGGGGAAAGACGCGACAAGCUCUCGCGUGUUUUAACGAAACACGCUUGAAGCUCUCGCGUGUUUUAACUAAACACGCUUGAAGCUCUCACGUGUUUAAUUAAACACGCAUCAGGCUCUCGCGUGUAUAUGUAACACGCGACACACUCUCGCGUCUCUAAGCAAACAUGCGACACGCUCUCGCGUGUCUCCCUUGAAUUACAAAAUCGGUCCAGAAGGCAGAAACCUCACAGAACACGCGAGAAGCACAGCGAAAAAUCGGCGCCCAUUCUUCCCAACCAGCGAAAUUCGAAGCCUAAUCCGAUAUUUAGCUCUCUCAUUCCAAUUUGAAGUGUUGUUAGAAUGUCGCGAUAUGGACCAGAAGAUCCUUCUGUUUUGCAUUAUCAGCACAGUCAUAUAUCGCGCAAGGCGUGGGCAGGCGAGGAAACAACCUCUUUCAAUAUUCGGCGCUUUGAGGGACAUUUAUGGGAAAUCGAUAAUCAUCACAGACGCGUGAUCGAUUAUGUCUGCAUAUUUGGUUUAGGUGGAGUUCUUUUCUGUGGUAAGGCUCUGGAUGUAGAUCAUGCUUUAAUCACAGCUUUGGUUGAGCGUUGGAGGCCAGAGACACAUACAUUCCAUCUUCCCGUAGGGGAAACUACUAUUACAUUACAGGACGUUCAAGUAUUAUGGGCUCUACGUGUAGAUGGAGUGCCCUUCACAGGAAAUGGGUAUUGUGAAUCUGGGUGGAGGGGUUUAUGUGAAGAGCUCUUGGGCUUCUAUCCCCUUCAAAGCGAGAUGAAGGAAAACGGUAUCUUGGCAUCCGCGCUAAUACAUAGGAUGAUGAUUGAACCGUUAGAAGACGGUCUGGAAGACGAAGCCUACAUUCAACGGGCACGUAUGAUUGUGCUUGUGCUAUUGGGAGGGUUGAUCUUACCCGACGGCUCAGAGUGUGAGAUACCUCUCAUGUGGUUGACCCAACUUCGAGAUGUAGAGGCUGCCUCUAUGAUUAGUUGGGCGAGUGCUGCACUUGCUACAUUAUACCAUAAUCUUUGUGAGGCGUCUAUGGGCAAAAGGACAGACAUUGGAGGUCCGACAAUGCUCCUACAGCUGUGGGUGUGGGAGAGAAUGCCCACUUUGAGACCGGAUUUUGUGAUGACACGUAUACAUACAAACAACACUCCAUGUGCAUUAAUGUGGACUGGUUCCUUUAUGAUAAACAGAGCCUCCAAACAUUCUGUUCGACAUUAUCGGGAACAGUUAUCAUUACUCCAAAAUAGCCAGUUUAUUUGGAUGCCCUAUGUGGACCGUCAAUUGCCAGACUCCUGCCUCGAGAUGAACAACAGUUGGAGAUCUGUGACGUACAUGGUUUGUUGGGCUAUUGUCGAAGCACAUGAGCCUGAGCUCGUUGUUAGACAAUUUGGAGGCAAGCCUUCAUCCCGGAAUUGCGUGAUUGGGGUUUCAAUGAAACUCAUUUCAAAACCAAUCGUCGUAAAAAAGCUAAGACGAACUGGGCUGUGCAGAACAAGGCCUACAUCCAACAUUGGGAGAGAAGGUCGGAGUUCGUUACUAAUCAUUACAUGGAGCCUCUUGCAGACCACGUGCAGGUGAUGAGAACUCGACAAUACAUGGAGUGGUAUUUUAAAAUUACCAUUACAUAUAUCACGCAGCCGGGUAGGCUUCCAGAAGUAGGGAUGAACACUGUUGCAUCAUCAUCUACACUCCAAGCCGAGACACUAGCACGUGUUUUUCAUUUGUCGCGCGGAUUUGACCCAACAGACGCCGUAGGCUUGUUGCAUGAGAUUAACAGUCUUGCUCUAAACUGCCUUACCGAUUGCGGUGAGAGUGAACGCACGGUCAUACCUUCCACACAGCCCAGUGAUGUGGAUAUGUCCCGGGGGUUUAUCCGAAAAGCUCGCGGUAUUGGUCAGAGAGGUAUCCGAACAGGCGGGCAUGGUUAUUCACGACAUUUCAGAAUAUCCUAAGACAUGCCAGGGUCAUCACAAGCAGCAAAUGAAGAAAAUAUUAAUUCAGAUGACAACAUAGAUUUGGAUACAAUCAUCGACAAUUUUGCUGCUGAGCCCAAAAUGCAAAAUCCACCAGCACCAGAUCCCUCUAGUUGGUUUCCUACUUGGUCAGACGGGCCACAGUCUAGUUGGGUGACUCCAUUAGAUAGAGUUGGGCUACCGUGAAAUCCUACUGCACAGGAUUCAUUCUUUUCGGGUGUCCAUAUCGUGCACUCUCCGACAAAUGAUGAUGAUGAUGAUGAUGAUGCUGCCAAUGAUGAUGAUGAUGAUGAUGAUGAUGCCGAUGCUGAGGUUGCUCCUAGGAGUAGUGCCUACAUAGAGCGCCCCACGAGGAGAGAGCAUAUGACCCUCCUAGGAGUAGUGUCCAACUUGAUCGGCCUAGUAGCAGUUCACAUACAUCCCGUCCCGAUAAGGAAGGCUCCAGACCAAGUUUGUCUCAGACAAUUUUGGGUAUGUUCCCACGUAGAAGGUCUAGCCGUGACAACAGAGGAAAAGGCCCGAGUAAAUAUACACCUUCGUCCUUUAAGUAGAAUAUUAUCAUUAGAUGUAUUGUCUAUUUAUUACAUGUGGAUUGAUUUGAGAUGUACUGUUUACUUAUUAUAUGUUGAUUGAUCUGAGAUGUACUGUUUGUUUAUUACAUGUGGAUUGAUCAAUAAAUAAAGUAAACUCUGUCGAAA